AUGCUGAAUUUGGGCGGCAGCCUGCGGCAAUCGCCGCCGCCGGUUGUGGACGCGGGGGAGUUGAUUCCCAAAGGAGCAAUGAUUUCACCGCCGGAAUCCGGAACGUCUGGAAGCGAUGAAGAUGAACCCCCAGAAAUCAAGAAUCGACGGGCCGUCGUCCUCAAAGACCUGAGAGAGGCAGUUAGCCAAAUGUCCAAUGCCACGACCCUUACCCCGCGGCAAUCACGACAUGUAGAUGCCAUCCCUCCCAGUUUACGCGGGAGUUUCAGUACUAGCGCAUUGAGCGAAAUACCCAUGGGAGGCCGCAAGAACGGACACAUGCGAUCUUCCACCGAACCGCAUGCCUCGGCACUCAAGAAGCAAAGCACGUCCUCGGCGGCAUCCGAAGAGGAGGCAGAUGACGACCUCAAGUUCAAACCCCAAAUGGUCAGGAAGAAGUCUGGUGAACUAGUACGACCAGCACUUCGCGGCCAUCGACGCCCGUCCAGUGUGCCGGGCACUCCCGUCUUUUCGAAGGCUGUUCACUUUGACUCUCAUUUAGAACACGUCCGCCACUUCUUACAAGUUGAUCGACCACUUGCCGUCAGCGCUGGCUCAUCACCGGCCGACAAUUACGACGGCAGUGCGGAAUAUCCGUUUCUCGCGGAUAGCCGUGGAAGCAAGGCGCUUCCGUUUGAGUGGGAGCUCGCUACCCCUAAUUUUCCCCACGACUGUCUUGUGCGCAAGACGAUGCCCGUGAGGCUAGAAAAAGUCUGGCUAUCCAACGAUCACAAGUCUCUUUUAGGCUCCAUCACUGUUUCCAAUUUAGCUUUUCACAAAUCGGUUGUUUGUCGCUUUACCAUGGACUACUGGAAGACCGUGUCGGAGGUCAGUGCCGAGUACAGUCAUGAAAUACGUCCCCGCCACAGUCUAGAAGGCCAUGAUAGGUUCACUUUUGCCAUUAAGCUCUCAGACAUGGCCGACCUUGAGUCCAAGACACUCUUCUUUUGCAUUCGUUACACAGUAAAUGGCCAGGAGUACUGGGACAACAACAGUUCGACCAAUUUCCAAGUUGAUUUCAAGAAGAAAUACCUGCAACAGAAUGGUAAGCAGAACUUCCAGGGAGCAUCCUCGAAGCCCCUGAAUGGCCUGCCUCGCAGCAACCGCAGAGUGAAUGGCCCAAGUACAGCGCGCCCUCUCUCAUUGCCCGCAUCCCUGGAUGCUUUCGGUAAUGCCCACGGCGUUUUCAAGUUUGACCAGCCUAUCCAUGAAUACCUGGGCGAAUCCGACACUGCCGGCGGCCUUCGCUUCAAGUCCAAGUCUUCGUCCAGUCUUGCGAGCGAUAACAUCUCCAAGGCCAUGGUGUCACCCAGCGGGGUUGCCUUUUCCAACCGCUACGACUUUGGCGCGUCUCUUAGCGCCGCAGUCAAGGCGGCCAAGGACACAACCUCCAACCUACCCAAGUCGGAGGAAAUGGAAAAGGAUACUCUCUAUAUGAAGAGCAAUGUACGAGGAUCUGAAUCCUUGGUGUCUCUGCCAUUCAGUGGAGGCUUGCCAAGUGGACCGGACUCGCCUGUGUCAAGCCUACCCAGCGCCUCGUACGAGGAACUCGUCAACAAGUAUUGCUUCUUUGGCUCUGCCGCGAAACAGACGAGCGCUGCUGUGAGAAACGGGACGCGUAAGCCUGGGGCAAUGGGCGAAGUGCAAGGGGGGGAUUAUGGGACGGGCAACUCUAGUCCAGUGGACAGCCCAGCUCCGCGGCAUCAUGCCGGUGAGGCUGCGCAUCACAGCCUUAGCUUGGGACAUAUGAAACCUUUUCUUCCGUCGUUCAGCAGCCCGCCUCCGGGCUCGGCCGCCUCUACAGCAGGUCCGAAGAUGCUUCAGGACUCUAUUUCCGCGGCCAUGGCUCCCUGCAUCGGACGAUCAACACCGCCAGCUUUGUUAUCCGGUUCAGGGACUCCCGCCAGCGACGGCAUCUCUGAGCGGUUCCCUUGGACAACAGAGACGCACAGCGCGACAGCAAUUCACGGGUAA
Metarhizium album ARSEF 1941 is the source of this 2013-nucleotide messenger RNA. RefSeq lists its product as uncharacterized. Gene Ontology annotation, molecular function: protein phosphatase 1 binding; glycogen binding. Gene Ontology annotation, cellular component: protein phosphatase type 1 complex. The record is from RefSeq and is a predicted model, not a curated record. Gene Ontology annotation, biological process: regulation of glycogen biosynthetic process. NCBI's taxonomy places the organism in Eukaryota, Fungi, Ascomycota, Sordariomycetes, Hypocreales, Clavicipitaceae. The transcript has 2 exons. Bases 1 to 2013 code for a protein of 670 amino acids.